This is a messenger RNA of Mobula hypostoma (lesser devil ray), 2164 nucleotides long. RefSeq names its product transmembrane protein 240. NCBI's taxonomy places the organism in Eukaryota, Metazoa, Chordata, Chondrichthyes, Myliobatiformes, Myliobatidae. Gene Ontology annotation, cellular component: synaptic membrane. The transcript has 4 exons. The coding region runs from base 120 to 641 and encodes 173 amino acids. The record is from RefSeq and is a predicted model, not a curated record.
GGGGAGGGAUGGGGGAGAGUGAGUGAGUGUGUGUGGAGGGGAGGGGGGUAACUGGCCGCGCACUCCCGGGACAGCUGAGGGAGCUGGAGUCCGUCAGCAGCCAAGAGACAUUGCGAUUUAUGCUUCCUACCGCCAACACCAUGAUCUUCAUGUUCGUAGGGACGUCGAUGGUGAUGGCCAUAGCUUGCAUCGUGGACAUGAAUGCCCUGCUCGACCGAUUCCACAAUUACAUCCUGCCGCACCUGCGGGGCGAAGACCGGGUCUGUCACUGCAACUGUGGAAGACACCACAUUCACUACGUGAUUCCUUACGAUGCCGAUCAGUCUGUGGUCGACUCCUCAGAAAAUUACUUUGUGACGGACAAUGUGACGAAGCAGGAGAUUGACCUGAUGUUGGGGCUGUUGCUGGGUUUCUGCAUCAGCUGGUUUCUGGUGUGGAUGGACGGCGUCCUGCAGUGCAUGCUCCGGGCAUGGAGGACCAACAGGCGUUAUGAUGAUUCCUGGUCUUGGAUCCCGAGGUUAUGUAAUCUGAAGGAUUUCAGGAGGCGCUCCCACCGUCAGUACGAGGAGUCUGCGGGGAACAUGGUACACAUCAAACAGAAACUGUAUCACAACGGGCAUCCGAGCCCUCGACACCUGUAACCUUCAACUGUCAGAAGCUGGGACUCGAAAUGAGGAGCCUGUGUAGACUCCAAAUCCUUUUAAAAAAAACACAGAUCAAAACCACUGCUGCUGAUGAUGAGAUGGCAAAUGCCCUCAGCCAGAGUGACCUGUACAUUCUGUAAAUACCCUGGGUUACAGCCCAAAGCAGCUGCUUCUCUCUAAUCGUUUCUUAUUUUGAGUACUUACACCGAGAGGUGCUUGAAAAUGACUCAAUGGUAAUCUGGUUUUAACUUUUUUGCAAACCUUCUCAUCACAUUAAUAUUUGCUGCCACCUCCCCUCCCUGCCUGUAAACAUGGAACUCCCUCCAUCCAUCAGAAAACCAGAUUCGGUGCACUUUGAUAAAGCAAUGUUUCUUUCCAAAAUUACCUGUUAAGGCCCACAGUUGGUGGAGGAUAUGCAGUUGGCCUGAGUGAUUGCACCAGCCUGCCAGGUGUUGGCUCUGGGAUCACGGUGGAGCAAGAGCCAAGUGUGAGAUGGCGGAGGUAGAUGUUUCUCCAUCCUGCUGGUUUACACCUUGAAUGCGCUUGCGAGGCAGAGAUGAGAAUUUUUUUUUUAAUAUUUGAAAAUGGAAAGGUUUAGAUCUGAAGUGACUGCGGUGCCUAGCAGUAGGAGCCAUGGGCCCAUCACCAGGUAAGGGAUUCAAGGGCAAAAAGUCACAUCACAGGCCCUUUGCACUGAAGGGAUUUAGAGCUGUACGAUUCUGCAGAUUGUGACCCAAGUACAAGUGUAAAAAAAACAUUUAAUAGUCUACAGCAUUCUGUACAACCCAUCAUUAAAAAUAUAAAUUCCCAUGGCUUCUCCUUUUAUUGAAGUUUAAUAUUGCAACAGGCGGAGCAAGAAGUUUUAUAAAUUUGUAAUUUUUUGUGUAGUUAAAUGUAAUGGCUGUCAAAUUGCCUCUUCCUGUCAAACCUCUUUCCUGCAUCUUUUCCCUACUGCCUCCACCUCUGGUGCAGGAGUUUUCACUGCAUAACCUCUCAGCCCUAACCCACCCACACCCCACCUCCCGAACCAGAAGGCUGGUUCAAACCUGUAGUGAUCCAGUUACCCAUGGGUCAUUGCUGUCUGAGAGGAGAUUUAAUUACCAGGGGUUGGGAUAUACACCUAGCGUAGAAAACUAGGGCAGUAGGUGGAAUUUGUUUGGCAACACAAUAAACUGGGCAGUCCAGUCCAUUUGAACUGUAGCCUUGAAUUGGUCACUUCAUAGGAACAACAGUAAAUGCCACGACCCUCCGGAAAGCCGGUUGCACAUCCGCGAUGGUGACGUCUCUUGGGUACCUGGAUUCUAACUGGGAGAAGAGAUCAGAGGAAGCGAGGUGUGUGAGCUGUUCCGACGUGUGUUUUAUCAUUGACUCUUUGCAGUAGUGUUGAUUUGUUAUCUUGUCGAAAUGUGCGUGAAAUGUGUAAGGGUGUGAAGUCGGAUGGAGGCACAAAAAUGCUUAAAAAAAAAACGUGGAACAGGUGAAUGUGAAACGUGUCAGCGAAAAAAAAAUUAAAAAAGUAA